Messenger RNA from Populus trichocarpa (black cottonwood), 674 nucleotides. RefSeq lists its product as uncharacterized. NCBI's taxonomy places the organism in Eukaryota, Viridiplantae, Streptophyta, Magnoliopsida, Malpighiales, Salicaceae. Bases 224 to 565 code for a protein of 113 amino acids. The transcript has a single exon. The record is from RefSeq and is a predicted model, not a curated record.
AAAUAAUAAUUUCACUAUCCAUUCAAUGGGCGCAUUGAGGCAUUUACACGUAGCCCAGCAGGCAAUAUAGCAGUCAGUAGAAGAAAAGGAAAGAGAACCCCAGAAGCCUCCUGUGACUAGCAAGUGAAGCCGCCCUCCACCGCUAUUUCUUCAGCAAUACCCAGAACCCAAACAGAAAAGAAAAACACAGACACGAAAGCAAAGACAGAACAUAAAUUAGAAGAUGUUCUUCUUCUUUGUAGGAGGAGUAGAGCAACAGGUGCGUCAAGUCCUGAAAUCAGGUGCGGGCAGAUGCAUAAGGUGCGCCUCUAAAGCUGAUCUAGUGGAGUACGAGAAAGUUCUGAAGCUGUUCUUUAUUCCUGUCUGGAAAUGGCCUGGUAAAGAACCUGCUAUGCAUUGUAACAACUGCAAUCUUAUAUUCCCCCAAUCUUUUUCUCAUACACCUCCUAAGUCAGAUUACUCCCUGCCGCGAUCGGUGGUUACAGAAAGCCUGCGGUGUCAUUUUUGUGACCGGGUUGUUGAGUCUGAGUUUAAGUUCUGUCCUUUCUGUGGGUCUUCUCUGUAAUUAAAUCGUGGGUUUGGGACCUUGGGUGGAAUUGGGCUUCGCUUCUUGAUAUGUAAUAAUAAAUUAUUGUUUUUCUUUGUUUCGUCUACUGAAAGUAGUUGAUUUUCAA